AGAACCGUCAUUUAGAAGAAACUAAACCCCGGCUGCAACACCUCUACACCCCUCCCCUUUAUCCUUUUGCCCCUCGCUACCGGUAGCACCAAGCCUUCCGAAAAUAAUAGAGAGUGAGAACUUGGUUGAAGAGGAAAAGAAAUAAAAAUUUUUGAAAAAAAAAAAAAAAGGAGGGAGGGGGUUUUCUAGAGGGGAGAAAGAAAAGGGGAAAAAUGGCAGGGCGGAGCCAGAACGCAUACCGGCUCUUCACGCCGGUGACUGGGCCCGAACCCACCAGACUGGGAUCAGACGAGUUCGAUGAGGCCGACGUCUGGGGGUGCGGCCUCGAGCCCAGACCAGCCGAGCAGCGCAAGCCCGUCCCCGCCGCCCGGUCCGGGCGGAAUAAAGCGGAGAACUGCGACCGGAUCACCGGGCCCUCGUCGCUUCCGGUGAAUAUACCGGACUGGUCCAAGAUACUGAGAGAGGAGUACAGAGGCGACAACAGCAAAAGCAGGAGGGAUUUCGAGGACGACGGCGACGACGAGGGGGUGGGUGGCGGGCCGCUUAUCCCACCGCACGAGCUGCUGUGGCGUAGCCGGGGCGCCUCGUUCUCGGUCCACGAGGGGAUAGGCCGGACCCUCAAGGGCCGGGACCUGAGCCGGGUCCGGAACGCCGUCUGGGAGAAGAUCGGCUUCCAAGACUGACUGAAUCGAUUUCUUGAUUUUAGGAUGAAAGAAAAGAAGGA
Elaeis guineensis (African oil palm) is the source of this 724-nucleotide messenger RNA. RefSeq names its product protein S40-4. The record is from RefSeq and is a predicted model, not a curated record. NCBI's taxonomy places the organism in Eukaryota, Viridiplantae, Streptophyta, Magnoliopsida, Arecales, Arecaceae.